AUGCCUUCCUUCUCUAGCAACUUUGCCAACAAGCACGUCCUUAUUACAGGUGGAUCAAAAGGAAUCGGUAGAUCGAUUGCUGAAGCCUUUUUGACCGAAGGCGCCAAUGUCUCAUUUUGUGCUCGCACGAUUCGGGGAGAUGAAUUCUCACUCUUCAAGGGCGCCACCAAUGGUGCGCGUGCUGUCGGCUCGGCCGUUGAUAUUGGAAACCCCGAAGAGAUCAAAUCUUGGGUAGAGCGAGCAGCUAAAGAGUUUGGCCGCAUUGAUUCAGUUAUUGCCAAUGCAUCUCCUCUGAUUGGGGAAGCAACUCCUGAAGCUUGGGAGAAUAGCUUCCGUGCAGACAUCUUGGGCUUGGUCACCUUGAUCGACGCAUCGACACCAUUUCUCGAAGAGAGGGUAAAGGCUUCAGAGAAUGCAUCUCUUGUCGUCAUCAGCUCGAUGGCGGGUUUUGAAGCACGGCACCCCAUUGCAGGCUCUCCUUAUUCGACCUUUAAGAGAGCCCAAGCCGUACUGGCUAAAGACUAUGCCCGCAAGCUUGGUGCUCUGGGCAUUCGAAUUAACUCCAUUGCCCCGGGAUCCAUUGAGAACCCCAACAUUACGCUGCCAGAUGGUACGGUUCGGCUGAGUCAGUAUCAAAUUGUGAAGAGAGACAAUUAUCCGUUUUACAAGUCUCUUCUUGAUGCUGUUCCGCUUGCGCGAACGGGUGUCCCAGAAGAGGUUGCCAAUACAGUUAUUUUUCUCGCCAGCGGGCUCGCUAGCUACAUCAACGGAGCCAAUAUUGUGGUUGAUGGAGGCAUGUCCCUCUUUUUCUAA
This is a messenger RNA of Trichoderma aggressivum f. europaeum, 813 nucleotides long. RefSeq lists its product as uncharacterized. The transcript is spliced from 3 exons. Gene Ontology annotation, molecular function: oxidoreductase activity, acting on the CH-OH group of donors, NAD or NADP as acceptor. NCBI's taxonomy places the organism in Eukaryota, Fungi, Ascomycota, Sordariomycetes, Hypocreales, Hypocreaceae. Bases 1 to 813 code for a protein of 270 amino acids. The record is from RefSeq and is a predicted model, not a curated record.